Messenger RNA from Brassica napus (rape), 747 nucleotides. RefSeq lists its product as uncharacterized. NCBI's taxonomy places the organism in Eukaryota, Viridiplantae, Streptophyta, Magnoliopsida, Brassicales, Brassicaceae. The coding region runs from base 1 to 747 and encodes 248 amino acids. The record is from RefSeq and is a predicted model, not a curated record. The transcript is spliced from 3 exons. Gene Ontology annotation, biological process: DNA integration. Gene Ontology annotation, molecular function: nucleic acid binding.
AUGGCAAUUAGAGCAGUGGUAGCAGUUUGUGAAACUGGAAAGAAGCUUGAAGAGGUGAAGGCAACUGAAGAAAAAGGUCCUUGGUAUGCUGAUUUGGUGAACUACUUAGCUUGUGGGAGAGAGCCAUUGGGUCUUGAACGAUAUGCCAAGAAGGAGUUCUACAAAGAUAAGAAUGGUGUGAAGCAUAAGGUAGCAACACCUUACCAUCCUCAGACAAGUGGGCAAGUUGAGAUCUCCAACAGGGAAAUCAAAUCUAUCCUAGAGAAGAUUGUGGGAACUAAAAGGAAAGAUUGGUCUGACAAGCUUGAUGAUGCGCUUUGGGCUUAUAGGACAGCUUACAAGACUCCUUUGCGAACCAUACCUUUCAACCUUGUGUAUGGGAAGGCUUUUCAUCUACCAGUUGAGCUAGAGUACAAGGAUCUACAAGGAGAAAACCAAGGCUUUCAUGACAAGAAGAUCUUGAAGAGGGAGUUCAGUGCUGGAGAUCAAGUGCUUCUCUACAACUCAAGAUUGAAUUUGUUCCCCGGGAAGCUCAAGUCAAGAUGGUCUGGUCCUUUCAAGAUCAAGGAAGUUAAGCCAUAUGGAGCAAUUGUGUUAUUGGACAAGAAUGGUGGAGACUUUACAGUCAAUGGACAAAGAGUUAAGCUCUACAUGGGAACCACAAUGGAGGAGAAAGGAAUCUUGAUUUCACUCUCCGACCCCGUCUCAGCCUACCCAAAGGAAAACAAAGUCAAGCUAGAGACUUAA